AUGACAUGUCAGGACGGCUGGGAUGUGUCCGGAAAGAACAUCUGGAUCCACCACAGCAAAGUUUGGAAUCAGGACGACUGCUUCGCUGUGAAAGGAUCCUCUAGUAAUGUUCUCAUCGAGAACGUGGAGGCGAGUGGUUUGGGCUUGACAAUUGGCUCCGAGGGGGGUAACGACAGAGUUAGGAACGUGACCUUCCGAAACGUUUACAUGGAGAAGACCUUCAAAGGCAUUUACAUGAAGUUCCGUGAGAUUGGCGAGGGUGAGGUCGGCUUGAUUGAAGACGUGACCUAUGAGAACAUCUACAUCAAAGAACCGGAGCAAUGGGGCAUUUGGAUCGGCCCCGCGCAGCAAUCCGACUCCCGACGCUUCUGGCAGGGCCAUCCCUGCUCAUUGCUCUGGCCAAACGUCCCCGGAGCCACCUGUAAGGCGGCCGAGAGGGGGAUCUACAGGAACAUCCUGUUGAAGAAUGUCACCAUCGAGAAUCCCAAGCUUCAGCCUGGAGUCAUCUUCUCGAGCGCUGACUAUCCCAUCCAAAACAUCAGCUUUGACUCUGUGAGGGUAGUCAACUGGAGGGGAAGGAAGGACAAGCUUCAAUACAAGCUUUGCGAAGGCGUGAAUGCUUCCCUUGCCCGCGUUCUCGGAGACACCAAUCCCAUACCUUCUUGCUUCCAGAAGCCUGCAGCACACGAUCACAGUGACGUGAUUCAGGUGUAA
Symbiodinium necroappetens is the source of this 714-nucleotide messenger RNA. The record is from the annotation of a GenBank genome assembly. Lineage: Eukaryota; Dinophyceae; Suessiales; Symbiodiniaceae.